Triplophysa rosa is the source of this 4274-nucleotide messenger RNA. It is a transcript of the gene trim63b, whose product is annotated as tripartite motif containing 63b. NCBI's taxonomy places the organism in Eukaryota, Metazoa, Chordata, Actinopteri, Cypriniformes, Nemacheilidae. Gene Ontology annotation, molecular function: zinc ion binding. The coding region runs from base 1439 to 2482 and encodes 347 amino acids. The transcript has a single exon. The record is from RefSeq and is a predicted model, not a curated record.
AAAAGAUGAUAGAAGAGUUUAUCAGAUUUUAUCACUGUGUUUUGUGUGUAAUAAACUGCAUUUCUAAGUAAGUAUUAUACAAUAUUACAACAUUUUAAAUUCAGAGAUUAAAAACUACAUACAAUUCUCUGUGGUUAAGCAACACUGACAGUUGACAGCCCUAUUAGAUGUUGUUAGUGUUACAUGUACAUGGCAUAUUUUGUGUGGUUCUGUUUGAUUAACAAAAAAGCUACAAAUAUGGUUAUGAAGCUUAUUUUACUUAGAAUGUUCAUGGAUGUGCAGCAGGAAAUUCAAAUUUACCCUGAGAAGAGACUUGUUGCUCACAGAUUCCAUUUCAAGUAGUUCAUGACUAUACUUAGUUUAGGCAUUAACUCAGCAUAUUCACUGGCCAAGUGUGAAGCCUUUGGGUGAUGACUGCUUUUAGAUAAACGGGACCCAUUCAAGUACUAAAAAAGUUACUUUUUAGUUCAGGUCUUACAUUUUUGUAUUCUUUGUUGUUGGAAAGUACUAACACAGUGAACGGUUCUUUUGCAAUCUCUUUAUCUAUUUAGUAAUAACCUAUGGGAUCAUACUAAAACACAGCAUUCAUUUGAUCCCCACGUGCCAGCACCUCACCCUCCCAGACCAAGGAUAGGUUAAAAAUAACCCUUCCAUGUGUUCCCUGUAUUCUGUUAUUUAGGACAUCAAGACUUGGUUGUCAUUUUACAAAACUUACAAAUUACAGAUUGGUACCAAUACUAAUUUUUAAUCCUUAAAUUACUGUUUGAUAGAAAAUUUUAUGUUAAAUAUGUUUAGAUAAAGUAUUUUAUUGAGAAGGUAACCAUAUAAACUGACAAACUGGUUAACCACAUAGAAUCACAAGAAUCACAUGGAACACAAAGUUUUGAUGUAAGGAAAAUACAAAGGAAGGACAAGUUCAUUGUAACUUAUUUAUUUAAAAAAAAAAAUGUAGGUAUCAGACUUUUCUAGAUUGUCAAAUGUGUUUAUUAAUGUACAAUUCAAUUCCGUGCAAGACCAAAAACAACUCGAAUUCAAACAAUAACAAGGUUGUUUAGGAGUAGACUAUGCUUUUGUAGACUUUGGAUUGCCCAACACAUGACACUUGUCCCAGUUGAAAUAUUCCACCAUUGAAAUCUCACUGUACAGGAAAGGGUAGCGGUGUUAUGGUAUCAUGACACAACACAUAGAUUCAAAGGGGUGGGGGCUUUUCGGUCUCCAAAAAUGAAUCGUGAAAACAAGUGGAUAGGAAUUUGUGCUCUGAUUGGUUGAAGCAAGGGCAUGUAACCGACCGGCCAAGGGUCGUAUAAAGACCAGGGCCACUGUGCCCCAGAACAUAUCUGACAACUGCAAAGACACACUUAUAGCUGCACAACAGCUUAUUUUUAACUUUACAGCGUAACAGCCACUAAAGUAAUACAGCAAAAGAAGACAAACUGACAUGGAUAUUCAACGAACUGCCUCCUUGUUGGGGUCUCCAGGCUCCAUGGAGAGCCUUGAGAAACAGCUGAGCUGCCCGAUCUGUCUGGACAUGUUCACCAAACCAGUGGUGAUCUUACCCUGCCAACACAACUUGUGCCGAGGAUGUGCUAGCGAUCUCUACGACUCUAGAAAUCCGUAUCGGUUCUCCGGUGGUGUCUUCAGGUGCCCUACUUGCCGCUUCGAAGUGGUUCUCGAUCGUCACGGCGUACAUGGACUUCAAAGGAAUCUUCUGGUAGAGAACAUAAUUGAUAUAUACAAACAGCAACAAGAGGGUGGAGGUGGCAGUGUAACCCAAGAAACGUCUAUAAAACCCAAAAACACCCAGGAGCUAAUGUGCCAAGAGCACGAGGAUGAGAAGAUCAACAUCUACUGCGUUACCCACCAAGUUCCCACUUGCUCUAUGUGUAAGGUUUUCGGAGAACAUAAAGACUGCGAGGUGUCGCCACUCGCUAGUGUCUACCAGGCUCAAAAGGGGGAGCUGAGCAAUGCUAUUGACGGUCUGGUGGCAGGGAACGGCCGCCUUCAGGCUUUGCUCAACCAGAUGGAGGAGGCCUGCACGGCCGUCCAGGAUAACGCUCAACAGGCUAAGCAGAAGCUGGGCGAACGUUUUGAUUCAUUGUAUGCUGCUCUUGAGGAGCGAAAAAAUGCUCUGUUGGAACGUAUUGGUAAAGAGCAGGAUGAGAAGGUGGCUGCCCUCAGGGCUUUGGCUAGGCGUUACGGAGAUCGUCUUCAAGCAGCCACGGAGUUGACAGACACAGCGGUGCGCGCGCUGGAACAAAGCGGUGCCGCAGAGUUCCUGCAGGCCUCGAAGAACCUGAUCGUGCAGACAAAGGAUGCGGCGAAGAGCUCGCUGGCUGAAGAAAGACCAGAGCCGGGCUUUGAACGAAUGGACCAUUUCACUUUGAAUACAGAUCAUGUGGAGACUUUGUUGUCUAAAAUGGACUUUGGGGGAGAUGAUGAGGAUGAAUAUGAAGAUGCUGAGGAUGAGGAGGAAGAGGAGUGAACUGGUGAUGAAAUGAGACGUGAGAAAGGACGAGGUCAAGAUGGCUGCAGAUACAAGGACAGUAAACGCGACGACAUGGGUUUCUGAAGAUUUUAUGUUUGGUUAUCGCUGCUAAGCAGUGUCAGAAUUUCAACUCAUACUUCAACUCUGUUGUAUUUAGGUGCCAUUUUUAUACUUUUUUAAUUGUUAAUAUCCUUCUGUUGUCACUUUAGAAACGAUCUUUUACACUUUUAUCCAAUACUCUGAGAAUGAGAGAUUACAUAUGGUUCAUUUUAAUGUUUCACAUAAUACAUUCAAAAGUUUAUAGAGAGCUGUAUUAUUAGUUUACUUAAAUGUGGGCGUUAUGCUUUAAUAUAAAAUAAAAUGUUUAAAUGAUGUUGUUAUUGAGUUGUUUUUUAAGAUGUGUCAAAACAUGAAGUACACAAUUAAGCAUAUAGUUUACAUAGAGUUUCUAUUAACUGUUUAAAUGUCAGUUCUGUGCCUCGAGCAAAGCACUCUUUGCGAUCAACUUUCAUCCCUGGUUCAAGGCACAUGCUAUUUUUAAAUGGUAAGAGGACAAGAUAUGGCCGGGGGCCUUGGGGUGGAUUACCAGAAUAGAACAGAUGCACAGAGCUCCCACCCCCUCGGCAUUGCCUUUCUCAAAAGCUCCUGCUGUUGGUCAACAUGAAUCCAGUUCCUGAUUUCUACCAAGACUUGCAAAAGUAAUCAUGCAAUCGUCGAAAAAAUUUAUUUGAGCCCCCUUAGUAUUUAAGUCGUCUUGUUAAUCAUGAAUUGCAAAGGCAAAACACAUUUAACACAUUUGACGCCUUUAACUUUCAUUUCUUUGUGUAGAGGUCAUGCUUGUAUGACGUGCUUGUCAGAGUGUUCCAAACAUCAUAAUUGUAAUCACGGCUGACCCCUCAGUGUUGCAUUCAAGUAGCUGUUAGUAAACAGAGAGUGUUGCUAUGAGUGUUGAUGUUAAGUUCAAGGUCUAAAAGUGUUUGAUGGAUCUGUUAGCAAGUUCUGCAUUAGGCUAUCACAAGUGUGGUAAAUAUAUUACUUGACAGCACAAUUUAACAUUAAAAACCAAAAGCAACAGUUGUCUCCUCAGUUUGUAAUUAUUUAUAAGGCACACAGUAACCCGGACGCAGCAAAUCAUUUUGACAGUUUUUUUGACAAAUUAAAUAUAAAUAUGUCUUUUAAUAACAUACUGUCUAUAUUUACAAAUUGCCUGUUCGUGACAUUUGAACGCCGUUUCUUACCUUAAAACCGACAGCUUUUCCUCACGGAAUAAAAUAAAUAAAAUAUUUCAAAUUCACAUUUCAUGUCCAGUUUUUUUCUCAUGUGCCAAGAAGCCGUGUAAUAAGCGGGAUAAUGUACAAGCAGCCUGCUGUUAUCACGAAAUAAGCCGCUUCAGUGUGAUACAAGGGGUCACACUGUCGGGGCUUAUUUCUACCUGUACAUUAUCCCUUACUUAACUACAUUAGUUUGUAUAAAGUAACAAACGGUGCAACUUUUAUUCAUCUUAGUUGAAUUAAUGGUCAUAUUAAAAAAAAAAACAUUGUAUUGGUGUUAAGUAACUCGUCUGUCUACAUCAGACACAACAUGACAAACUCAAAAAUCACAUCCAAUCAGAAGAGGGUGUGGGCGGAGCUCUCUCUGCAAACACACUGCUGUCCUGCACUUACAUAGAAAAUGUACAUAAUCAAAUUAUUAAAUAAAACAAUUUUACAUUAUUAACACAGAUUCUCUCUGACUGAUACACUGUCUUUGUCAAGAAUUACAGUUGUUCCUAUACUUUGAACAUUUUUUU